This is a messenger RNA of Myotis brandtii (Brandt's bat), 941 nucleotides long. RefSeq names its product mitochondrial ribosomal protein S6 (gene MRPS6). The record is from RefSeq and is a predicted model, not a curated record. Gene Ontology annotation, biological process: translation. NCBI's taxonomy places the organism in Eukaryota, Metazoa, Chordata, Mammalia, Chiroptera, Vespertilionidae. Bases 158 to 577 code for a protein of 139 amino acids. Gene Ontology annotation, cellular component: ribosome; mitochondrial small ribosomal subunit. Gene Ontology annotation, molecular function: structural constituent of ribosome; small ribosomal subunit rRNA binding. The transcript is spliced from 3 exons.
UCUGGGUCUGAGAGGGCAUCUGACCUCUGCUAGGCAGUUGCUGUCCAGUCGGAGCACUGGGCUUGCACUGGGUGAGCUGAAUGCUUGCCAGACAUUACGUUGGCUUCUAAUACUAUUUCCUGGCAGGUAACCUUGUUUCCACAAUAAUAAUUUAAUUAUGUCAAUUGUUAAAAUGAGAGCAAAUUACCCUCCCCCCAACCGCCUCCCCCGAAAACCGAGUUGGAUUCUUUGGAAAGAUUUGAUAAAGCCUGAGACUGCUGCUGCGCUGAAGCGGACGAUAGAAGCCCUGAUGGACCGGGGGGCGAUCGUGAGGAACUUGGAGAACCUGGGGGAGCGGAUGCUUCCUUAUCGGAUCUCUGCCCACAGCCAGCGGCACAACAGAGGCGGGUAUUUCUUGGUGGAUUUUUAUGCACCAACAACAACUGUGGAAAGCAUGCUGGACCACUUGUCUCGAGACAUUGACGUCAUCAGACCUAAUAUUGUGAAACACCCUCUGACCCAGGAAGUAAAGGCGUGUGAGGGGAUUGUCCCGGUCCCACUUGAAGAAAAACUGUAUUCCACCAAGAGGAGGAAGUGAGGCGCUCCAGAGUUCAGCCUGCUGUUCAGUCCUCUCACUUCUGAGCAUCGCGGAUGAGUCAUUCACAGCCUGGCCUUUACAUAAGUGUGCCGGGUGCCAUGGGAGGGUCUGGGGGUUCUUGGCUCUCGGUCCCCUUUGCGGGGAGCGGUGGGGCAUGGCUAACUGGGAGCCGCUAUGUAUCUGCUGGUGCCACUGUCCCAGUCAAAUACAUCGUUCUUGAUUUUGUUAAAGUAAAUGUAAGUUUUUUGCCCUAUAACACUUAACACCAUUUUGGAGAACAAAACUUAUAAAACUAUCUUGGAUUGUGAGCUAAUCAUUCAUACUGUAUAACCAUGAAAAAUAAAAUAUUCAGAUUGUAAAAUCA